Sciurus carolinensis (gray squirrel) is the source of this 4544-nucleotide messenger RNA. It is a transcript of the gene Brsk2, whose product is annotated as BR serine/threonine kinase 2. Gene Ontology annotation, cellular component: cytoplasm. The transcript has 21 exons. Gene Ontology annotation, biological process: intracellular signal transduction; microtubule cytoskeleton organization; protein phosphorylation. Bases 317 to 2590 code for a protein of 757 amino acids. Lineage: Eukaryota; Metazoa; Chordata; Mammalia; Rodentia; Sciuridae. Gene Ontology annotation, molecular function: ATP binding; tau-protein kinase activity; protein serine/threonine kinase activity. The record is from RefSeq and is a predicted model, not a curated record.
GGACGGGCGUGCGCGGGGGGCGCGGGGCGCGGGGCGCGGGCCUCGGCGGCGGCGGCGGCGGCGGCAGCCUGGUCCCCCCGCCCGCCCUGUCCUCUUGACGAGGCGGAGGCAUCACCCCGGCCGGGCCUCGGACGGGCGCGGCGCGAGCGGCGCGGGGGGCGGCGGGGCGCGGCGGGGGCGCGGAGCAGCGCAGCCCUCCGGGGGCGCCGCCGGCCGGGUCAGCGCGGACGGCGCUCGGCGGACGCGGACGCACGGCUGGCCGGCCCCUCCCUGCCCGCGCCCGGGCGCCCACUCGCCGGCGCGGGGCCCGGGAGCGAUGACAUCGACGGGGAAGGACGGCGGCGGGGCGCAGCACGCGCAGUAUGUGGGGCCCUACCGGCUGGAGAAGACGCUGGGCAAGGGGCAGACAGGCCUCGUGAAGCUGGGGAUUCACUGCGUCACCUGCCAGAAGGUCGCUAUCAAAAUUGUCAACCGCGAGAAGCUGAGCGAGUCCGUGCUGAUGAAGGUGGAGCGCGAGAUCGCCAUCCUGAAGCUCAUCGAGCACCCGCACGUCCUGAAGCUGCACGACGUCUAUGAGAACAAAAAAUAUUUAUACCUGGUGCUAGAACACGUGUCCGGGGGGGAGCUGUUCGACUACCUGGUGAAGAAGGGGAGGCUGACCCCCAAGGAGGCCCGCAAGUUCUUCCGGCAGAUCAUCUCUGCGCUGGACUUCUGCCACAGUCACUCAAUAUGUCACAGGGACCUGAAGCCAGAAAACCUGCUGCUGGACGAGAAGAACAACAUCCGGAUCGCAGACUUCGGCAUGGCGUCCCUGCAGGUUGGAGACAGCCUGCUGGAGACCAGCUGUGGAUCCCCCCACUAUGCCUGCCCAGAAGUGAUCCGGGGGGAGAAGUACGACGGCCGCAAGGCGGACGUGUGGAGCUGCGGCGUGAUCCUCUUCGCCCUGCUGGUGGGGGCGCUGCCCUUCGACGACGACAACCUGCGGCAGCUGCUGGAGAAGGUCAAGCGCGGGGUGUUCCACAUGCCGCACUUCAUCCCGCCCGACUGCCAGAGCCUGCUGCGCGGCAUGAUCGAGGUGGACGCGGCGCGGCGCCUCACGCUAGAGCACAUUCAGAAACACAUUUGGUAUAUAGGAGGCAAGAAUGAGCCGGAGCCAGAGCAGCCCAUCCCCCGCAAGGUGCAGAUCCGCUCGCUGCCCAGCCUGGAGGACAUCGACCCCGACGUGCUGGACAGCAUGCACUCGCUGGGCUGCUUCCGAGACCGCAACAAGCUGCUGCAGGACCUGCUGUCUGAGGAGGAGAACCAGGAAAAGAUGAUUUAUUUCCUUCUCCUGGACCGGAAAGAAAGGUACCCCAGCCAUGAGGACGAGGACCUGCCCCCCAGGAAUGAGAUAGACCCUCCCCGGAAGCGUGUGGACUCCCCAAUGCUGAAUCGGCACGGCAAGCGGCGGCCAGAGCGCAAGUCCAUGGAGGUGCUCAGCGUGACGGACGGCGGCUCCCCGGUGCCGGCACGUCGAGCCAUCGAGAUGGCCCAGCACGGCCAGAGUAAAGCAAUGUUCAGUAAAAGCCUGGAUAUCGCUGAAGCCCAUCCCCAAUUCAGCAAAGAAGACAGGUCUCGGUCCAUCAGCGGUGCCUCCUCAGGUCUUUCCACAAGUCCACUCAGCAGUCCCCGGGUGACCCCUCACCCCUCGCCGAGGGGCAGUCCCCUCCCUACCCCCAAGGGGACGCCCGUCCACACGCCAAAGGAGAGCCCGGCCGGCACACCCAACCCCACGCCGCCGUCCAGCCCCAGCGUUGGAGGGGUGCCCUGGCGGACGCGGCUCAACUCCAUCAAGAAUAGCUUCCUGGGCUCACCCCGCUUCCACCGCCGGAAACUGCAAGUUCCGACGCCUGAGGAGAUGUCCAACCUGACCCCGGAGUCCUCCCCAGAGCUGGCCAAGAAGUCCUGGUUUGGGAACUUCAUCAACCUGGAGAAGGAGGAGCAGAUCUUCCUGGUCAUCAAGGACAAGCCCCUGAGCUCCAUCAAGGCCGACAUUGUGCACGCCUUCUUAUCGAUCCCCAGCCUCAGCCACAGCGUCAUCUCGCAGACCAGCUUCCGGGCUGAAUACAAGGCGACGGGGGGCCCAGCCGUGUUCCAGAAGCCGGUCAAGUUCCAGGUGGACAUCACCUACACAGAGGGUGGUGAGGCCCAGAAGGAGAACGGCAUCUACUCUGUCACCUUCACCCUGCUCUCAGGUCCCAGCCGCCGCUUCAAGAGGGUGGUGGAGACCAUCCAGGCCCAGCUGCUGAGUACCCAUGACCAGCCGUCUGCCCAGCACCUGUCAGACACCACUAACUGUAUGGAAAUGAUGACGGGGCAGCUUUCCAAAUGUGGCAGCCCAUUGAGUAACUUCUUUGACGUAAUUAAACAACUUUUUUCAGACGAGAAGAACGGGCAGGCGGCCCAGGCCCCCAGCACGCCCGCCAAGCGGAGUGCCCACGGCCCCCUCGGCGACUCCGAGGCCGCUGGCCCUGGAGGGGACGCCGAGCACCCGAUGGGCAAGGACACGGCCGGGAUGGGGCCGCCCGCCGCCCGCCGCGAGCAGCCUUAGACACUAGUCCCUCCCCAGCACAGCGCUGGCCGCGCCCACCGCCAGCGCCCAGUGUGGACCCGGCCACGCGGCCGCCCCGACGUUGCCUCCGAGCCUGGGAGCAAAGGAGAGCGCGGCCGCGGCGCGGGGGCGCCGCUCGCUCUCUUUUCUCUCGCGGUCUUUGUCCCUGCCUGUCUCUGACGACGUCGCUUGUUUCCGCUCUGAUACCAGGAAUUAUCCCGAAAAGCUAACAUGCCACCUCCAGGAGGCCACCCUCUGCUCCGCGCGGACACGGGCUGACCGAAGGCAGCUGCUGCGGACCGCCCUCCCUCCUCCUGCUGCUGCCGGGCGGGCGGCGAGGCCAGCCCACGUCCACCGCCCUGGCCCCCGCGCAGCCCCGCAGGGCCCGCGGGAGGAGGGCCCGGCUCCGGGAUGCCUCCUCCAGCCCAGCAGACCCGCGGCAGGGACAGCCUGCCAGGCCGCCUCUGGGGCGUGGCGUGGCGUGGCAGGCGAAGCCGCACCUGGAGGCCUCCCGGCAGCCUCCUGUCCUCCGCACCUUGGCCUCACCAGGGCCACCUCCUGUCUCGUCUGCAUCCAUUUCUGCACCGCCUCACUGGGGGCAGUGGGCGCGCCUGGCUUUGAAGGUCCUCCCUGGCUGAGUGGAACAGACCCUGCGGGCACCGGAGCUGCCAGGGCUGGCCAGGCUGUGGGUGCUGGGCUGAGACCAGUAUUAUUUAUUUGCUAUUUUAAUUUAUUGAGUUUCUUUAUUUCUCUGUUCUCUGUUCAGGGAAGGGGUGGCGGCAAGCCCUCCUGCCGUCUGUCCGUCCGUCUGUCUGUCUGUCUCGGGCAGGGUGGGUCAGGAGCCAAGGUGCCCUCGGAGGACACAGCCGUCGGGGGCCGGGGGCAGUGGGGCUGGCUGGUAGAUGCGCGCUGGCAAGCUACUGUAAACUUUAAAGAAUUCCUGCAAGAUAUUUUUAUAAACUUUUUUUUCUUGGUUGUUUUUGGAAAAGGGUGAGGGGGUGGGGGGAGCCCUGGGGCAGGGCUGAGGUCCUGUGUUUUGGUUCUUUGCUCUUGGUUAUUUCUAUAUACAUAUACAUAUAUAUAUAUUUAAAGAACAGCGGGUUAGCUCUGCCCCAGGUUUUAUUGCUGCCUAGAAGCAGCUCCAGCUCCUUUGGGGGGCUUGGGGCCAGGUGGGGUCUUGAGCAGGGCCGCUGAGACCGCCCCCUGCUCCUCUGGCCAGGCCAGGCUGGAUGACCUUGGGUUUGUGUCUGAGAGUGAAGGGGUAGAAAAGAGGGCCCUGGGCUGGCACCCCCCUGACACAUGGGAUGGCAGGCCCACCUCGGGGCUCUUUUUAUAUUUAAAAAAAAAAAAAAAAAAAAAAAAAAAAAAACCAACUAAAAAAAACCUACAAAGGACAGAAAGAGUCAGUGGCGUGUGCCUCUGCAGCGUGUUUCUCCUGUACAUGGUGAGGCUGGGGGCCUGGCCUACCCUGCCCAUGCCCGCUGCCCACUGCAGACCCGCCUUGCUCCACCCCGCCUUGGCUUCUGUCCGUGUUCCUUUCUGUUAGGCCGGCCCGGCCCUCCAGUCUGGCACAGGCCGCAGGCGGGCAGCAGGAGGGCCGGUGGCAGGUUGGAUGCAUGCCUUCGCCGCGGGAGUGCACCGCUCUGGGUCUCCCCUGCCGCCCUCAUGUAUAAAUUUUAGUGCUUCUGUUACAUUAAAACGCCACCACAGGCUGGGAUUCCAGACAUAAGACAAAAGCAAACACCUGUAACAGCAAGAGCCACGCGGUUCAGCGGGAAGGGGCUUAUCCAGGAGACAGAGGGUACGAAAGCAAUACCUCUCGUUAGCCUUCCUCUUUUGUACUUCAGACACACGCGGACUCACGCAGACGUCCCGGGAGUGGACAAGCCCCAGCCAGUGUAUCCCUGUCAAAUAACUGUGAGCAACUUCAGUUCCGGAACAAUAAAUUCCUUCC